Ambispora leptoticha is the source of this 393-nucleotide messenger RNA. Lineage: Eukaryota; Fungi; Glomeromycota; Glomeromycetes; Archaeosporales; Ambisporaceae. The record is from the annotation of a GenBank genome assembly.
AUGGCUGCUAAAAGUGUAACUUUGGGCUUCCCAAAUAGUACCCGGGCCCAGUUCAAGUGGCAAAGUAAUGAACUUGGAUCUAGUUCUAUCUCGAAUGUGAACUUUGUAGGUUCUCCAAGUAACUCAGAUUCUUGGAAUAUUUUGGUACCAAAUUUCUCACUUCGUAAAUGCUGUACAAAAGCGCAUCAAUAUCAUUUAUAUUUUCUCCUAUCAUCAUACACGUAUCUUGAAAAUCAUCAUAUCUCAUCAUUAGCGAAACUGUUCGCUUCGAAAAAUGACUCAAGCUCGAUAUUAUCUUGGGAUGUGCUAGUGCUGGGACUAUUGGUCUGGAAGCAUCAGAUCGAUGUUAAUUUGGGAUGUACAAGUGCUGGAACUAUUGAUCUGGAAAAGUGA